AUGGGUAGAGAUCACACUUCUAAGCAACACAUCAGAUCUGGUCACAGACAAGCACCUAAGUCAGACAACGUCUACUUGAAAUUAUUAGUUAAGUUAUAUUCUUUCUUAGCUCGUAUGUAUAUCGUUUAAUAAGGAUUCACCCAAAAGAAGAUGUUAUAAUAAACCACUCAUUUUACGGAAAUAAUGCUUGUGAAAACACAGCAAUCCAAGGAAGAAUUGAGAUGGAAUGAAGAUAAUGAAAUAUGGAAGUUUGGUGACGGUUGAAGACCCGAACAGACAUCGAAGCAGGCCCGAAAGGAGCCCGAUACAAUCUUACAUCAGUAGAGACACUGGUAACCAAAAGAUUCGGGCUCGAGUAGACCAACGAGGUAUACAAGUAGGAACUAGCUGACGGGUUUGAGGGAAGAGUAAACGUCGAGCCACACGCCCCAUGGAGAAGGAGUUUUGAGCUGGUGAUGCAGCGAAGACCGUUUCCAUGGGAAGCCAUUCUGCGAGUGCAUGGCACAAACAUUUAUUCUGUUAAAUGUGGUGUUUACUGUGCGUCUUCUGAGCAGAAAGAAGAUCCUUAUACUAACAUACCAUAGGUCGUACUGAUGCCCCAUUCAACAAGGUCAUCUUGAGAUCUUUGUUCUUAUCCAAGAUCAACAGACCACCAGUGUCUGUCUCAAGAAUUGCCCGUGCCUUGAAGCAAAAGAACGCCGGUGAAAAGACCAUCGUUGUUGUUGGUACCGUUACCGAUGACAACAGAUUGUUGGAAUUCCCAAAGGCCACCGUCGCCGCUUUGAGAUUCACUGCCGGUGCCAAGGCUACCAUCUUAAAGGCUGGUGGUGAAGCCAUCACCUUAGAUCAAUUAGCUUUAAGAGCUCCAAAGGGUCAAAACACCUUAAUUGUCAGAGGUCCAAGAAACUCCAGAGAAGCUGUUAGACACUUCGGUUUCGGUCCACACAAGAACAAGGCUCCAAGAAUCCAAUCCACCGGUAGAAAGUUCGAAAGAGCCAGAGGUAGAAGAAGAUCAAGAGGUUUCAAGGUCUAAGUUAGAUAGCUUAUGUACUUUUAUAAGACGUUUAGUCCUGACUCUCUUCUAAUUUCUUUUACGAACUCGUUAAUUUGUGUUUAGUGUAUAAUAUAAAAUAUAAGUUUCUGAGUUAAUGUACCAAGUAUAUUGCAAUUGGAAGCAUAGUGUUCCAGAAUGCGCAUAGAAUGUUUCGCUUGAUGUGAGCGAACUUACGUAUUUAUGCUACAUGCGACGGUCAGGUGUUAUCAUCAUUGAACGACAAUAUCCCCUUCAUGAUACCAAUAAUAUCUCCCUAAUCACUCGCCUCUAAUCACUCUUCUCUAUUUACUCAUAUCCUUUAACAUAUGGCAUCAUGGCACCUUACACCAAACCCCUAUACUCUAAAAGCAUCGCUCCAACAAACCCUCUUUUCCCUAUAUGUCUCUCCAUAUAACCCCUCCCAUAGACAGUACAAGUCUUGGUCCAUCACCUUGCCCUUCCUACAGACCCCGAUAGUCGAUACUAUACCAUUACCUUUUUGCAUCUAUUUGGCCUGGUCUGUGACUGCUUUUUAGCCCCUCCGCGUAAUAUUCAGCAUUCGUGUAAUUUACAACCCUAAAUAAAUUCGGUUACACAAAAAUGCCGGCCACUGCGAAAAAUUCUUACCCGUUCGGUCUUACUGCGUAGGUAUUGUCUAUGGAUACUGAAAAAAAAUUUUAAAACUAGACACUAAGUGCAAUUAUAUUUACUACCCAAUACAUAUAACUAAAGACAAUAUGCCAGGUGUUUCCGUCAGGUAAGUGUUGUCGUUACUAAGAGGAUGUUAAGCAAUGAUUGCCCAGAGAACAGAUGUAAAGUGGGUCAAAAGUAGACCAUUUUGAUAUUGAAAGACCCCAUAUUGAAGACAAUGAAAAGUGAAAUAAUAAGUCCAGAUGAUAGAAGAAGUACUUAAAGAAGCCGUCAGAGGUAGAGAUGCGUAGAUUGAAUGAAUGACGGUGGUUGGAAAGUGAUGGAGAACAAGUACAUAUGCCAGCGAACAGUGAGACUUUGGAGUGAAAAGUUUUUCACUAAUUAGUACCGCAGUGAAAAAGGCCGAAAAGCACGUAACGGGGCCGUGGGUGGAAAAUGGGGAUAAAUGGCAAAACAGGAGACUUGGAGACCAGAUAGACUAUGGGCAAUCAUUUGUUUGAAAUCUAGAUGAAUCAGAGAAAACUGAUAUACUAACAUGCAUUAUAGAGACGUUCCAGCUCAAGAGUUCAUCAACGCUUACGCACAAUUUUUACAACGUCAAGGUAAAUUAGAAGUUCCAGGUUACGUUGACAUUGUCAAGACUUCUGCUGGUAAUGAAUUACCACCACAAGAAUCUGAAACUUGGUACUACAAGAGAGCUGCCUCCGUUGCCAGACACAUCUACUUAAGAAAGCAAGUUGGUGUUGGUAAAUUAAACAAAUUAUACGGUGGUUCUCUUAACAGAGGUUUCAGACCACACAAGCACGUUGACGCUUCUGGUUCUGUUAACAGAAGAGUUUUACAAUCCUUAGAAAAAAUCGGUGUUUUAGAAAUUUCUCCAAAAGGUGGUAGAAAGAUCUCUGAAAACGGUCAAAGAGAUUUAGAUCGUAUUGCUGCUCAAACUUUAGAAGAUGACGAAUAA
Molecule: messenger RNA, 2645 nt
Organism: Debaryomyces tyrocola
Lineage: Eukaryota; Fungi; Ascomycota; Pichiomycetes; Serinales; Debaryomycetaceae
Source: the annotation of a GenBank genome assembly